CCAUACGUGUGCAACCUCCAUCUCAUCGUCUUCUCCAUUCUUCAUCCCCUUCAUCUUGCAAAAGAAACCCUAGCCGCCGCUGCAAUCUCAUCACUGCCGUCGUUCGACAUUUGUGUGACACCUACUCAAACAGAGUCAAUCCUCACCAUCUGUCACUCUCUAUCGUUUAUCAAAGUCGAAGCUCUCGUUGUCUCCGGUCAUUACGUUCUUGACCCAAGAUGAACGAUGUAGCAUCUUGUUGUUCCAUGUGGCGUCAUCCUCUUCGUUGCAAGCUUCCGGUCGACCAUCAAGUCAUCCCUAGCUCAAUUCGGUCAUAGCUUCUCCGUUUCAUUCUCCGACCAAGCCUAUCCAUUUUGCACACCCAGUUUUGAGCCACUUUGUCUCCAUCCAAGCCAAAUCUGAGUUCUUCUUUGCACGCCGUCUUUUGGUUCGGUUUGUGCACUGUUGCUGCCUCUGUCUUGUCGUGAGCCAUUGAGGUUUGUGGUAACGGUUUGAAGGAGCGAAAAAUAGAGUUUUGGGGAAAUUAGAAUUUUGAUAGAUGUUAAUUAUGUGUGUUGGGGUUUGAUUUAAUAAUACGACCUUUGUUGUUUUUUGAACGGAUUAAGUUUUUCACUAGGUAAGAGCAUUUAAGAUAUUGUUUAACAGAUUUUUUUUUAGAUUUUUUUAUUUUGCUAUUUUAUCAAUUUAAAAAUAAGUUUGUUAUUUGUCCAAAGUAAACUUUCUAUUUUACUAUUCUUCUUGAAGGUCCUUAAAUUUAUUCUCAAAAACUUAUUUUCGUCUAAAUUUUGGUGUAUUUUCAUUAAAUCUAAUUUUCAAAUAUUUUCUAUAAUUACAAGAUGUUGGAGAUAUUUACGGUUAGUUUCCUCCUCAAAUCACUCUUCGUUACAUGAUAGAUGAUAGAUUACGUUGUUUGUUUUAUCUUAUUAUUUGAAAUAUAGUGACAUAAUGCAUGUUAAUAUCACACAUUUACAUUUUAUAUAUUCUAGUAUUUAUAAUAUAUUCCUAUAUGUCAUGAUGUAUAUUGUUUAAUAUACCCUAAUAUACAUUGGAGGUAUAAAUAUGAUAUAUUCUUAUCAAUUAUAUCAUAGUAUUUGUGGUAUGUAAUGAUACCUCUUUCUGUUUUAAUAGAUACCUAGAUAUCCUUUGCAUAUAUUGUUUGUAUAUGAUAGUCAUUUUAACGAAAGAAACAACUAUGUUAAUUACAAAUAUACUAAGAUUAGCCUUCGCAAUAUAAAGUGUAACAAAACUAUUAUUAUUUAUAUUUUAAAAUUUUUUAUUUAUUUUUUUAACAUGAAUAUUUUAAUUUAUACUUAUUGAACUUUAUGAAGAAUUUUUUUAAAUCUAAGUGUGUUGUUAUAUAAUGUAUUAAAUGAUAUCAAAUGUCACAUAGUUUUAAGGUUUAAAUAUCUCAUUCUCUUAAAAUUUGUAAACAAACACUCUAUUUAUCAUUGUCGUUAUCUAAACCUUUAUCGUCUUCGCUAUCCAAUGAAGAACAAAGAUUGUCUCCAUCACAUUUUUCUUUGUUGUCAUGCACCAUUAAGCGAAAAAGAAAGAAGAGUACUAUGACAACGACGAUUAACAACUCUCAAUAUUCACCAAGAAGUUAUACAACAAAGACAACUCGAAAGAGUGACACCAGUAGUGUUGAAAGGUUUAUGAAACGAAGGUUGAAGGAAAUUAAGGAUGAAGAAGAAAGAAAUUAAAAGAUUAUAUUAUUUUACCGUUAAUUAGUUAACUAUUAGCUAGUCAAAGGAUGACCACUAAAAAUCUACUAUCAAAGCUGUUUCAAAUUUUCAGACUUCAAACUUUACAGAUGAAAAUUUGUCAGAAAAAGAGGCAUGGCUCUCUAUCAUCAGCGAAGAUCCGAUCAUACACAAACUAUAAUUAAUAAUAGAUUAAGCAUAGGAGAUGACAUUAUUGGAUUCCCGACAAAAUUUAUUGAAUAAAAAACCAAAUACAACGAGGUUUAGUUUGUCCAACUUGACUUUGUCGUGGCCAUUACUCUACUACACGCUUUCAGAUCUCAUACCAACAUUGUGUGGCUUUCACGUUGUGAGUUCAUGGCUCACAAUAUCUUAUCCACACAACUUUAUUAAUAUAAUACAAACACACAAAACAAUUACCUCUGUUUCUUCAUUUUCUAAUAGCUUCCCUUCCCACUUCAAUCAUGGAAAACAAUACAUGUUCAAUUUCUUCUUCUUCUUCUUCAAAGUUAGCAAUUUAUGUGUUAUUUGUUUGUGUUGUGCUCAUGUUUAGCUCUUCAAUGGUUUCCUCCGCCAACUUCUUGAAGGACAUUGACCACACAUGGGGCGGAGGUGAUAGAGUUCAAAUACUCAACAAUGGCGAAGGCAUUGCUGUCUCCCUCGACGAAACCUCCUGCUCUGGAUUCCAAUCUCGAGACCAGUACCUCUUUGCCAAGAUUGAUUUGGAAAUGAAACUUGUCCCUGGAAACUCGGCUGGUACUGUUACUGCAUUUUACCUAUCGUCUAUAGGGGAGUUCCACGACGAGAUAGACUUGGAAUUCUUGGGAAGAGUUGAGGGAGAUCCCUACAUUCUGCAAACAAACAUGUUCAUCCAUGGAGUUGGUCAAAGAGAGAUGCAGUUUUUCCUUUGGUUUGACCCAUCGACUGAUUUUCACAACUACACCAUUCUUUGGACGCCCCAACAUAUUGUGCUGUUGGUCGACGGGAUUCCGAUAAGAGAGCUAAAGAAUAAGAGAGAAAAGCGUGCCCCAUUCCCGAUGGUGCAACCAAUGAGAAUUUACGGCAGCAUAUGGAACGCCGACAGCUGGGCUACAAGAGGCGGUGCAGUCAAGAUAGACUGGACCAAGGCUCCAUUCCGAGCAUGGUUCAAGAACUUAAGAGUCGAUGGUUGUUUGUGGUCCGAUAAAAACUCCAAAUCCAAUUGCACUAAGUCCUCAGCUUCUUGGCUCUCCUCCAUCCUUGAUAAUAAAAGCAAACAACGCAUGAAAUGGGCUCAAACCAAAUAUAUGUUCUAUGAUUACUGCACUGACACUAAACGUUUCCCUCAGGGUCUCCCUCUCGAGUGUUAAUUUUAAAUCAACUUCUCUUUUCACCAUUAUUUUGGGUUUAGUCAUCCAUUUCUAACAAACAUUUGUCAUAAUUACAUUCUUGAUUUGUAUGAAUAAAAAUGAUCUUGACCACCUUUUUUUUCA
This is a messenger RNA of Cucumis melo (muskmelon), 3175 nucleotides long. Its product is annotated as xyloglucan endotransglucosylase/hydrolase protein 22-like. Gene Ontology annotation, cellular component: cell wall; apoplast. Gene Ontology annotation, biological process: xyloglucan metabolic process; cell wall biogenesis. Gene Ontology annotation, molecular function: hydrolase activity, hydrolyzing O-glycosyl compounds; xyloglucan:xyloglucosyl transferase activity. NCBI's taxonomy places the organism in Eukaryota, Viridiplantae, Streptophyta, Magnoliopsida, Cucurbitales, Cucurbitaceae. The record is from RefSeq and is a predicted model, not a curated record. The coding region runs from base 2168 to 3052 and encodes 294 amino acids. The transcript is spliced from 3 exons.